This is a messenger RNA of Calliphora vicina (urban bluebottle blowfly), 1335 nucleotides long. RefSeq lists its product as uncharacterized. The transcript has 2 exons. The record is from RefSeq and is a predicted model, not a curated record. NCBI's taxonomy places the organism in Eukaryota, Metazoa, Arthropoda, Insecta, Diptera, Calliphoridae. Bases 1 to 1335 code for a protein of 444 amino acids.
AUGUUUAAUUCGGAUCAUUGUAAUUCGGAAAUAACGGUACAAGAGAUUAAUCGUUUUCAGAAUGGGCAACUUAAAAAUGAUUUUCUAUUUCCCAAACUAUUGACAAACUUCUUUGGUUGUCCGCUUACGGUAUCGGCACAGAUUUAUGAGCCUCUGCUAACAUUUGAGGGAGAUAUAAAAAAUGAAACUCAUUUAGUGGACAUGCAACGCUUGGGCGGAAUAGAAGGUGAAAUCCUAAAGCUGGUAGCAGAGGCAUUAAAUUUUAAAAUUCACAUGCGUUUCAGCGAAGAGUUAAGUGAGAUUAAUUUACGGUCAAAUUCAACGGGUUGCUUCAAAGAUUUAGAGCAAGAGAUUGCUCUAAUAGCUAUUGGAGGUUUAAGUUCAAAUCUAGUAAACAACAGCAAAUUUACCAAAUCAUUUGUGUACCACACCACACCCUAUAAGUUUGCGGUUCGCAGCAAUAUAUUUUUUGGACCAAUUAAACAGUUAAUAAAUCCCCUAAACAAAACAACAUGGAUCAUUUUGUUAAUAUUCCUGGCCAUCUUGAUUACUUUAAUACAAGUCAUUGUGCAUUUGAAAACUUCGAAAAUACGAAGUUUUAUAUUUGGCGUUGGGAACAAACACCCUGCUUUCAAUUUGAUUACAACAUUUUUGGGUUAUUCGCUGACAAAUCGAGCUUUACCCCAACGAAAUUUUGCUCGUUUUCUGCUAGUGUCCUGGUUGUUUAUGGUAUUGGCAAUUCGUAAUGGCUAUCAGGGGAAAAUGUUUGACAGUCUCCGACUAGCAAAACGUAUGCCUGUGCCUAAAACUAUUACGGAACUCAUUGCUAAGGACUAUACUCUAUUGAACCCUGUCUAUACAAGUUUCUAUCCAAGGAAUAAAACAUCGAUUUACUGCAAUUCCACGUCACUACUGCAACAAAUACAAUCAAGUGAACAGCUCUUAGCGGCAGCUACCAUUUUGGAAUCCUUGGCUCACUACAAUUUCCAGAAUAGUAAUAGCAGUUCUUUGAGUCCUGUCGACGAAACUAUUUACUCAUAUCAGUGUGUCAUGUACUUUAAUAAAUAUUCAGUUUUGCGUGAAAGUUUCGAACGCAAUUUGAAAUUAUUCACCAAUUCUGGCAUAACCUCACACAUUGCAAAGAAACAUUCUCGCGUUUAUUACCAGGACAAGAGUACCAGCUCCCAGGAUAUAGGAGUUAUUACAUCCAGGAACUUAAGAGGAUUAUACUAUAUAUAUAGUAUAAUGUGUCAAAUAUCCAUAUUAAUAUUUAUAUUGGAACUAUUGACCAAGAAAUCGGAGAAUUUGAAAAGGUUAAUGGAUUGGUUAAAUUAA